Panicum hallii is the source of this 1878-nucleotide messenger RNA. RefSeq names its product cyclin-dependent kinase C-2-like. Gene Ontology annotation, cellular component: cyclin-dependent protein kinase holoenzyme complex; nucleus. The record is from RefSeq and is a predicted model, not a curated record. The transcript has 12 exons. Gene Ontology annotation, biological process: protein phosphorylation; positive regulation of transcription elongation by RNA polymerase II. The coding region runs from base 128 to 1663 and encodes 511 amino acids. Gene Ontology annotation, molecular function: RNA polymerase II CTD heptapeptide repeat kinase activity; cyclin-dependent protein serine/threonine kinase activity; ATP binding. NCBI's taxonomy places the organism in Eukaryota, Viridiplantae, Streptophyta, Magnoliopsida, Poales, Poaceae.
UUCGCCCCUUCAGCCCUUCUCUUCCUUCCCGCUUCCUACGCGGCCGCCCCCAAACCCAAUCCUCGCGUCGUCCCAAAAACCAAACCCUAGCGCAUCGCCAAGCGCAACGCAAAGGCCGGCGGAGGCCAUGGCGGUGGCGGCGCCGGGGCAGCUCAACCUCGACGAGUCGCCGUCGUUCGGGUCCCGCAGCGUCGACUGCUUCGAGAAGCUCGAGCAGAUCGGGGAGGGCACCUACGGGCAAGUAUUCAUGGCGAAGGAGACGGAGACGAAGGAAAUCGUGGCGCUCAAGAAGAUCCGCAUGGACAACGAGCGAGAGGGCUUCCCUAUCACGGCCAUCCGCGAGAUCAAAAUCCUCAAGAAGCUGCACCACCAGAACGUCAUCAAUCUCAAAGAGAUCGUCACCUCGCCAGGGCCAGAGAGAGAUGAGCAGGGAAAGCAAAUCGAGGGAAACAAGUACAAGGGGAGCAUUUACAUGGUCUUCGAGUACAUGGAUCAUGACUUGACAGGGCUGUCGGACAGGCCUGGAAUGCGGUUCACCAUAGCACAGAUUAAGUGCUACAUGAAGCAACUCCUUUUGGGUCUUCACUACUGUCACAUCAAUCAAGUUCUGCAUCGAGAUAUUAAAGGAUCUAAUCUCUUGAUAGACAAUCACGGUAUCUUAAAGCUUGCUGAUUUUGGCCUGGCAAGAUCAUUUUCAUAUGAUCACAAUGCGCACCUCACUAACCGUGUGAUCACCUUGUGGUACAGGCCUCCAGAGUUGUUGUUAGGAAGCACACAAUAUGGGCCGGCAGUUGACAUGUGGUCUGUGGGUUGUAUUUUUGCAGAGCUUCUUUAUGGAAAGCCUAUAUUGCCUGGCAAGAAUGAGCCCGAGCAGCUGACCAAAAUAUUUGAACUUUGUGGCACGCCUGAUGAGUUGAAUUGGCCAGGUGUCACAAAAAUGCCAUGGUAUAAUAAUUUCAAGCCUUCUCGCCCAAUUAUGAGACGUGUUAAGGAGGUUUUUAAGCAUUUUGACCGGAAUGCUCUGGAUCUGCUAGAGAGGAUGUUAACGCUGGAUCCAUCACAGAGGAUAUCAGCAAAAGAUGCGCUCGAUGCAGAGUACUUUUGGACUGAUCCCCGACCAGCUGAGCCUCACACCUUGCCAAAGUACGAAUCAUCACAUGAAUUUCAAACUAAGAAAAAGCGUCAACAGCAACGGCAAGCUGAAGAAGCAGCAAAGCGGCAAAAAAUACAGCAUCCUCAACCACACACUCGUUUGCCACCGAUUCAACAAUCAGGCCAACCGUAUUCACAAAUCAGGACAGGCCAACCUAUGAACAACCCCCAUCCUUCAAUGGCACCUGGGCCAAGCCAUCACUAUGCAAAGCCCCGAGGGCCAGGAGGGCCAAACAGGUACCCACUGGGUGGAAGCCAAGGUGGAGGAUACCCAAAUCGUGGAGGGCAAGGCGGUGGCUACGGCAGUGGCCCUUAUCCUCAACAAGGUCGAGGGCCACCUCCAUAUGGUGGUGGGAUGGGUGGAACAGGUGGCCCUAGGGGUGGAAGUGGAGUUGGCGGACCAAGUUAUCAGCAGGCUGGCCCUUAUGGUGCAUCUGGUACAGGCAGAGGGCCUAAUAACUAUCAACAAGGUGGUUCUCGCAACCAGCAGCAGUAUGGAAGCUGGCAAUAGUACAGUGCCAUCUCAGUGGAACCAUGCCGCAUUUUUGGUUGGAGCGGGUAUUGUAGUUUUUUGAGAUUUGAUCAUAACCCCAUCUAAGAAUUCUCCGGCUCCGUUUUUGGGAAUCUAGAUAAGUUCACAAUUCUUUAUGAUGCAUUGGUGUUGAAUUUGAUGAGUAUGGAAAAAAAUAUUGUUUUUGCAAUCAUUGAAUUACAAUUUGGUCACCA